Messenger RNA from Acyrthosiphon pisum (pea aphid), 2536 nucleotides. Its product is annotated as kelch-like protein 3. The record is from RefSeq and is a predicted model, not a curated record. The transcript has 8 exons. Bases 209 to 1309 code for a protein of 366 amino acids. NCBI's taxonomy places the organism in Eukaryota, Metazoa, Arthropoda, Insecta, Hemiptera, Aphididae. Gene Ontology annotation, molecular function: protein binding.
CAGAUCAGCCCUCCGAUGACCCGAAUCCAUGUAACAAUAUGGUACAUACGCAUAUGAGUAUUUGCGCGGAAUAGCUGACCACGUUUGAGUCCCGUUCGAGCCGAGACGUUCUGCAGGUUGGUUUCUUGCGCGAACGGUGACGCGUUCUCGUGCAGGUGGUUCCGUCGACGAGGAGUAACUGUACUUGGAAACCGAUACUUUUUAUAAAAUGGCAACAGCAGCUGACGAAAAUACGGACUUGAGUCAGUACAAGCAUCGCCGCCAUGAAUUAUCGUAUUCAAAAUUAGACGAAUUUCGCAAAGGUGAUACAGUGUGGGACGUUACUUUAAAGUCACCCGACGGAAUAGAAAUACAUGCUCACAAAUGUGUGUUGGCAUCCCAGAGUGAAUAUUUUGAAAGUAUGUUCAUUCGGGGAUUCAAAGAGGCCACUCAAGAUGUUAUCCAAAUCAAUGAUAUUAGCAGUGAUGUUUUGAAAAAAGUAAUCGAUUUUAUGUACACGGGUGAAUUGGUUACGAUCGAAGAAGAUAACGUUGAAGAAAUGUUGAACGCAGCUGAUAUGUUACAAAUGGAAGAUAUUCGAAAUGAAUGCGUUAAAUACUAUAUGUGUAUGGUGCAUGACAUAAAUUGUUUGGAGUUCAAAGAAACAGCCGAUUUAAGAGCGAUGACUACAUUGUCUGAAAUUUGUUUAAAUUAUGCUCUACAACGCUUUCUCCAUAUAGCCGAACAUAAAUCUUUUUUGAAAGCCGACGUAACACACAUAAUACAAUUGAUAAAAAGCGAUGAUUUGCAUGUUACAAAGGAAGAACCAGUGUAUGAAGCUAUCAUAAAAUGGGUGAAAUACGACGCAGAAAAACGAAAACAUUUAUUGCCAGAUUUAUUGGCAAAUGUUAGGCUAGUAUUUACUUCGAAAGAUUUUCUGGUUGAAGAAGUUAUAUCACAUCCACUCAUUUCUUCUAACAAGGAAUGCUUGAAUAUCGUCAAUAAAGUAAUCGUCCAUUUUAAUUACAAAUACGGAGAUUCAUUGUCAAAGAUAAUUAAAAAUGUGAAACCUAGAAAGCAUACUACAAGGUUAACCAUGGAUGAGAUGAGGCGUCUACGACAUUAUAAUUGUUCGGACUCACCAGGACGUCCAGAAAGAGGACCAAUAGACCUUAGUGAUUAUUUCAAAGAUUUCGAUUUAAAUCAUCAUUUCCCACAAAUCGAAUGGAAUCAAUAUAUGAAUGAAGAUAAUUUUCACACACGAUUCAGCGAACCAUGGAGAGGUAUUAAUGAGGGCACUACUGAUGAUGAUGAAGAAAGUGUUGACUAGUAUGAACAUAAUUUUCUACUCAAUAAAUAAAAACAAAUGUUUGAUAUUAAAUUUAUUUAAAACUUUAACUGAACAAUUAUUAGGUACUGUUCAAUACAAUACAGUAUAUACAGUAUAAAAUGUGUGAAAAUAAAAAUUAUAAGCAUAGACCUUAUGUCCUUAUCUUAUCUGUCCAAGUAAAUGAUAUACUAUAUAUUUAUAAUAAAUAAUAUAAUUGCGCCGAACGGGACCGAUAUUGUAUCCUUUCUUACGUAGGUAAUACGUUUUAAUUCAUUAAUGGACAGUUUAGAUAUUACAGUAUUAAUACUUACCUACUAUAUAUACGCCAUAAUGUAUUACUUUUUUUAUAUUGUCAUCAAGCAUACAAUCAUUUUUGGACCUUGAUUGUUGGAUACAUCAAUCAUACAUGACUAUUCAUUAAUUAGUAAUUAAAAAUAACUUUAGAAAACAAAUUUAAAAUAAAAAAGAUUCUUUGAUAAAAAUCGUAUAGGUACAUAUCUGACCAAUGAAUAUUAUAGAUAUUAGAAAUACGAUUUACAUAAAAAUUCAAGGAACUAAAUGCUCAUCCGGCUUUUGUAUAUUUAAUAAUAUGUGCCAUAAAUAUUUUCCAAUAUUUUCAAUCGCACACAAUUAUAGUGGGGUACCUAUGUAGUGCUGUAUUUAAAAAUAAAAAAAAAAAUAAAAAAUUAUCUGUUACAAAGUUACCUAUGGAGUAUUGACUAUAUUGAAUAUAAUCAUUCAUUAUACUGUUUACAAAUUAAUAUUUUUAAGUUUAAUAUGUUUAUAUAAUAUAUAUGUUUACAUAUGUGUACGCAUAACAUUUACGAUUUUUACGAUUUAUACAUACAAAAAUAUAUAAUACAAUUAAUCAUUAAGUCUGAAACACAUAUUAUAUUAUUAUAUACUCAAAUACAUUUAUGUAUUAUGUUAUUAUUAUAUUUUAAAAUAUUUACUCAUUAUACAUAAUUUUCAUACUCAACCUUAAAAUACAUUCAAUUGGUUUUUUAAGGUUUAUAUUUAUCACUUAAGUAUUUAAGUAUCAUAAAAAAUAUUUUUUUUUUUUUGAAAAAUUGUACCUGCAUCGUAAAUAACGAAUAAGGAAAUACAAAAUAUAAUACCUUAGUCAUAUUGCAUUAUUUGUGUAAGCCCUAAGGUAACAAUUAUUAUUUAUAUGUAUAAGAGUGUCGCAUUUACUAUUAUUAAAGUACCUACACAAAUAUGACUGUA